Messenger RNA from Raphanus sativus (radish), 1293 nucleotides. RefSeq lists its product as uncharacterized. The coding region runs from base 1 to 1293 and encodes 430 amino acids. The record is from RefSeq and is a predicted model, not a curated record. The transcript has 2 exons. Lineage: Eukaryota; Viridiplantae; Streptophyta; Magnoliopsida; Brassicales; Brassicaceae.
AUGAAUGGUCUGUUUUUUCAAGAGUAUUGGGACAUAGUGGGGAAGGAUGUCACAAAGGAGGUUUGCGAGUUUUUCAGGUCUGGUAACCUUCCUAUGGAGUGGAACUUUACGCAGAUAUGCUUGAUACCAAAGAUUGCUCAACCGACGAAGAUGGUGGAUCUUAGGCCAAUAAGCCUAUGCUCUGUUCUAUACAAGAUUGUAGCCAAGGUUUUAGUGGCUCGCCUUAAGCCAUUACUGGAGUAUAUCGUGUCGCCGACGCAGUCAGCCUUCGUUCCAGAGAGACUGAUAUCGGAUAAUAUCAUCAUUGCCCACGAGAUGGGGAAGAUAAAGCCAAGUAGAGGGCUUCGACGGGGUGACCCUCUAUCACCCUUUCUCUUUGACAUUUGCACUGAAGGUCUAUCACACAAACUAAACGAGGCUGAGCGGAGGGGUGAAAUCACGGGAAUUAAGUUCCCUGAGGAGGGACCUGCAGUUCAUCAUUUGUUUUUCGAUGAUGACUCCUUGCUAUUGCUUAGAGCGAAUGAAGAAAAAGUUGCGACGGUUUGCAAGAUUUUGAAAGAGUAUGAAAAGGCUUCUGGUCAAAUGAUUAGCUUACAUAAAUCAGCGAUCACUUUUGGUAAAAAAGUCUCAACUGGAAUGAGAUUGAAGGUUAAAGAAAUCUCAGGGAUCAUCAAUGAAGGCGGCACUGGCAAAUAUUUGGGCUUGCCUGAAUGCUUUAGCGGCUCCAAGGUAGAAAUGCUGCAAUAUAUCCAUGAGAAAAUGACAUCAAGGUUCCAAGGCUGGUAUGGUUGCUUUCUAUCUACUGGAGGAAAAGAAGUGUUGUUGAAAUCUGUAGCAAUGGCAAUCCCGGUCUUUGCAAUGUCGGUCUUUAAGCUCCCAAAGACAACAUGUAAGAACCUCACAAGUGCAAUGGCUAAUUUUUGGUGGAAUGCUCAAGAGGGGAAAAACAAAAUGCACUGGGUCUCCUGGGAUCGGAUGUGCCUUGAUAAGAAGGAUGGGGGUUUGGGUUUUAAAAACAUAGAAAAAUUCAACCAAGCCUUGCUGGCAAAACAGGGGUGGCGUUUGCUAAUGGAGCCUGAUUCUUUAUGUGCACGAGUGAUGCAGAGUAUUUACUAUCCAAAUGGAGUUUUUCUUGACGCUACGCUUGGAGCUAGGCCGUCAUAUGCGUGGAGAAGUAUCUUGUGGGGACGUGAGCUCUUGGUGAAGGGUCUAAGGCGCAAUGUGGGAACGGGGGAGACCAUUAAUGUAUGGAUGGAUAAAUGGCUUUUUGCUGCAGAACCCAUGCUCCGAUGA